Messenger RNA from Onychostruthus taczanowskii (white-rumped snowfinch), 1831 nucleotides. It is a transcript of the gene IFNAR1, whose product is annotated as interferon alpha and beta receptor subunit 1. The record is from RefSeq and is a predicted model, not a curated record. Gene Ontology annotation, molecular function: protein binding. NCBI's taxonomy places the organism in Eukaryota, Metazoa, Chordata, Aves, Passeriformes, Passeridae.
AUGGCGGAGCCCGGGGCUGGAAAGGACGGCGGAGCGGCGGCGGCUGUGGGUGCCGGGCGGGCUCUGCUGGCGGCUGUGCUGCCGCUGCUGCUGGUCCCGCUGCGCUGCGCAGGCCAGAGCAGCCUGCCGAGCCCAGAGGACGUGCGGGUGCACGUGGUGAACACCAAUUUCACCCUGAGCUGGGAGUACCAGGGCAGGGACCCCGGGGUGACAUUCUCAGCACAGUUCCAGUGGCCGGAGCUGGAGGACACGGGCUGGCAGGAGCUGCCAGGGUGCCAGGCUGUGGCUGGCACAGGCUGUGACUUCUCCUCGGCCAUCUCCGAGUACUACGAUGCCCACUACGUGCGCGUCCGGGCCCAGGCAGGGCCGCUGCAGUCCCCGUGGUCCGAGGUCCUGGAGAUGGUUCCAGAACAAGUCGCCCAGAUUGGUCCACCAGGACUGGAAUUGCAGUCCACAAAUGGAGUUGUAAAAGUUAUGGUUUCUCCUCCAGAAGCAAAUCAGAGGAAAAAAAUGUGGAUCAAUGACCUGAGUUUUAAAUAUAACCUGGUCUUCUGGGAAAACUCCUCACAUGCUCAGCUGCAGAGUAAAAACAUUUUCCCUGUUGACAACAUUCAUGACCUUGCCCCAGACAGCACCUAUUGCUUCAAAGUCCAAGCAAAUCUCCCCAGGGAGGGAAAGGAAGGCUUGUUCAGCCCCACCAGCUGUGUGAAAACCACCCAGAAAGUGAACGACCCCCUGUGUGCCACCAACCUGAGUGUCCUGGCUCUGAACAUGAAAUUCCACCUGCUUUGGAGCAGCCAGGAAAAUCAGGAUGUGACCUACAACGUGCAGUACCUGCUUGGCUUCUGGAAGAAGCUCAAUGGUGAUUACUCAGACAAGUGGCUCAGUGUCCCUGGCUGUGAGAACACCACCAGCACCAGCUGCAACUUCUCCUCCAUCAUCACCCCCAAUGGGUUUUAUUACCUGAGAGUGCAGGCCAGGGAGGGACACACCAAAUCCUGCUUCUCCAGGGAAGUCAAAGUGGAUCCCCUGAAAACAAAUGGAAUUGGCCCUCCUGGUGUAAGGCUGGACCUCAGUGAUACUUUGCUCCACAUCCUUAUUUCUCCUCCAGGAGGAGAUGAGGAUGAAGUCAUGAGGGACCAUUAUGACUUGUCCUACAGGAUCCUGUACUGGAAAAAUUCCUCAGAUACGAAGGAGGAGGUGAAGCAGAAGGAGGUGAAGCAGACCAUAGCCACAGUCCCUGAUGUGUCCCCCUCCACGCUGUACUGUGUCAGAGUCCAGGCCUUCUCUGAGCCCUACAACAAAAGCAGUGCCUACAGCCAGCAGGAAUGCAUCCACACCCCUGCAGGUACACCUUUACCUCUGAUCAUUUUUGGGAUUUUCAUGGGUGCCCUGCUGCUUGUCCUGCUGGUGGCCACUCCUCUUGUUUUUGUGCUCUACCAAGCCUACAACAAGAUCAAAUACGUGUUCUUCCCCUCCUGCCAGCCCCCCCUGAACAUCGAGGGAUUUGGAGCACGGCCCUUCAGCAGCCCUUACCUGUCAGCUGCAGCAGAGGAAUCAGUGGAAAAUUGCUGUGUGAUUGAAUCCAUGGUCACAGAGGAGGGAAAUCAGAUUGUUUUUACAGACUACAAACACUGCAAGCAGAGCAGUCGAGACUCGGGGAAUUAUUCCAACGACGACAACGCUUCUGGGAGCAAAGGAUCCAAAGAAACACUGGAAAGGGAAAUGCUGUAACUUUGGGCACAGGAAAUUCCUUUAUGGGAUUGUCAACUUCACAAACACUUCAGACCUCUUUGUGAUGGAAAUCCCAGCCUGAGGGGGACACUGGGAC